AUGACGCGUUUUCUGCUCGUAGGGUUGCGUUCUCCGCCUGGAUUUGCGCAAGUCGUUCUUCGUUCUGCUUCAUCUGAGCUGUGUAGCGUAGGAUGGAUCCUAAGAGAUGAAGCAGGCAAUGGAAGAUGGUAUGGCGCUAAGACUUAUCCUUCCCUGAUAUCUAGUUUGGAGGCUGAAGCAGCAGCUCUUACUUGGGCAGUUGGGCGAUGUCCGUUGUUGACAACUUGGGUUUUCGAGAGGUACAAUUUGAAACAGACUCUCAGGUCCUGUUUCAGGCAGUUAAAGAUCCCACAUCAUGGCCACGGUUAUAUAGCUACACCCAUGACAUCCUAG
Messenger RNA from Microthlaspi erraticum, 333 nucleotides. The record is from the annotation of a GenBank genome assembly. Lineage: Eukaryota; Viridiplantae; Streptophyta; Magnoliopsida; Brassicales; Brassicaceae.